Messenger RNA from Arachis stenosperma, 1017 nucleotides. RefSeq lists its product as uncharacterized. The transcript has 10 exons. Lineage: Eukaryota; Viridiplantae; Streptophyta; Magnoliopsida; Fabales; Fabaceae. The record is from RefSeq and is a predicted model, not a curated record. Bases 158 to 853 code for a protein of 231 amino acids. Gene Ontology annotation, molecular function: nucleoside triphosphate diphosphatase activity.
UCUACAUUUUAGUAUUUUACACACCUUUGUACACAGCUCAAUCGAAAUUCACCAAUCUCUUCGUUCGUUAAUUUUAGUCGCUCGUUUUCGGUUUUUUUUUUUUUCAUAGCCUGUGUCUCCAUUUCCCGCUCACUAUUCGGUUUAUUAGCUUGCAACAAUGGAAGCUUCCACUUCUUCCUACAAGAUUAUAUUGGGAUCAUCCUCAGUAGCACGGCGCAAGAUACUAUCUGAAAUGGGGUACGAAUUCACGAAAAUGACUGCUGAUAUUGAUGAGAAGAGCAUCCGAAAGGAAACUCCUGAAGAGCUGGUUAUGGCUCUAGCUGAAGCCAAGGCCAAUGCCAUCAUAUCUAAACUUCAAACUACCAGUAACCAAGAGAGGGUUGAUGAACCAAUGAUUUUAAUUGCGGCAGACACAGCAGAAGCUAUCUUACAGAAGCUCCCUGUUGAUGACUACCUAAAGGAUGCUGAGCCAACAUUAUUAAUUACUUGUGACCAAGUGGUGGUCUAUGACGGUGUGGUUAGGGAAAAACCAUCUAGCAAAGAAGAAGCUCAGCAAUUCUUGAAAGAUUAUUCUGGGGGGCAUGCAGCAACUGUGUCAUCCGUUCUAGUUACAAACCUCAAAACUGGAUUCAGAAAAGGAGAAUGGGAUCGUGUGGAUAUCUAUUUCAAUGAAAUACCCGAUGAAAUAAUUGAGAAGCUGGUUGAUGAGGGUGUUACUCUCAACGUUGCUGGUGGGCUGCUAAUAGAGCAUCCUUCGAUAUUGCCAUUUGUCAGAGAAGUGGUAGGGACAACAGAUAGUGUGAUGGGACUUCCAAAAGCUGUGACUGAAAGACUCUUAAAGGAGGCUAUGUAGCCUGAGCUACUGACCCACUUUAUUGAAUUACUUGGUAAUGACUUUAAUUGAUGACCUUAAUUCUCUACAUUGAUCUAAACUCAUGUAAUUACACUUCUGGUGUGCAAUGAAUGGUUGAAUUCAUUGAAAAAUCCAAGAAUAAAUUGGCAUUUAGAAAAUUGCAG